AUUAACAUGGUUAGGGAUUUCUGAGAUUUAAAUAGCUCUUGGGUUUAAAAAAAAGUGUUUUGAUGCACAUAUUCAACAUAAAAUAAUAGAUUAGACCGGACUUAAUGAGCAGCUGCUCUCUAUGAUAUACUUAAAAAUAGUCAGAUUUACCUGAAUUCCAUUUUUUUCCUAGGUCACCUGUUGAGAAGGUGCAAAUUGCACAAAUGAUUUCAAGCUGAGAUCGUAAAGCACACGCGCGCAAGCUCAACGUGUGUCUUUAGUGUGGAGUGUCUCCAUCCGUGUGUGCGCUUUGGUGAUGCGCGCGCGCGUUUUUUUCCCCCCUUUUUUUUCUCAGGUUGGCACGCACCGAAGUCUGCCAGCGGACGCUUGUGGUGGCAUACCGUGACAGUGCAGCUUUACCAGAGCGGAGCCAGUUGAGACUCGAGCCCAUCCAUCCAUCCGUCCAUCCACGCGUUACCGGGGAAACAGAUGGGCACGUUCGCGCUCGGACCUGUUGUUCAUAGGAUCAUCAAGCUCAGCGUUUCGGCAAAGCCACGGGAAUAAGUGAGUUUCUCCUGGGUUGGAUCACGUUUGGGGCAUCAGUCGUGCACUGCGCGUCUCCGCCGCUCAUCAGAUGAUGCUGCUGCGUGUUCACGGGUCCUCCUCCGGUACCACCGGCAUUACUCACGCACCGGCGGAGUGAGAACAGCUGAAGAUGAUCCUCAGAUGAAUAGGUCGGGGAAACUUUUUCUGGAAGACGUUCGGGGCAAUUUGGAUAUCUGAUUGCCACGACGAUGAGUUUGUUUAACCGCAGCGGAGAAGGAAAUUUAACAGGUGCAUAAUUGCCACUCGAGCAUGAAUCCCAGUGGCUUCUGGCGCCUUCUCCAGUUCGGAAGCUCUUUGGAGAUCACGCGGGGAGCGCGCUAGUUGAUGGCACUGCGCGCCGGGAGGACUUUGCUCUGGUUCGGGCAGGUUUUGCGCAGAGUUCGCGGGCUGCAGGGCUUGUGGUCCCGGCGCUCCAGCAGUCUGCUGUGUCUCUCCACCUGCCAGGACCACGAUCAAGGGACCUGUUACAACCGCAACCGGUGUCCGAAGACGCAGCAGCAGCAACAGCAACACUGUACCUAUCCGCCCUUUCCAGACUGCUGCUGCGCCUUCCCGGGGGAUAAGAGGGGACAUGAACCCCUCAGCCGCCGGUUCCUGCUGGCCAUGAAGAGGCAGAACGUGCGGACGCUGUCCCUGAUCGUCUGCACGUUCACCUAUCUGCUGGUCGGGGCCGCGGUGUUUGACGCGCUCGAGUCGGACUUCUAGAUGCGGGAGAAGGAGCAGCUGGAGGCUGAGGAGAAGCGCCUCCAGGGCAAGUACAACAUCAGUGAGGAUGACUAUAAAAAGCUGGAGACCAUCAUCAUGGAGGCCGAGCCGCACAGAGCAGGGGUCCAGUGGAAAUUUGCAGGGUCCUUUUACUUUGCCAUCACUGUCAUAACCACUAUAGGUUAUGGCCACGCGGCUCCAGGCACAGACGCUGGAAAGGCAUUCUGCAUGUUUUACGCGGUGCUCGGGAUCCCUCUGACACUGGUGAUGUUCCAAAGCCUUGGCGAGAGGAUGAACACCUUUGUGAAGUACAUGCUGAAGCGCAUCAAAAAGUGCUGCGGGAUGCGCAUCACGGAAGUCUCCAUGGAGAACAUGGUGACUGUGGGCUUCUUCUCCUGCAUGGGAACGCUCUGCAUCGGUGCGGCAGCUUUCUCCCACUACGAGGACUGGAGUUUCUUUCAGUCCUAUUACUAUUGUUUCAUAACGCUCACCACCAUUGGGUUCGGGGACUUUGUGGCCCUGCAAAAGAACAAAGCUUUGCAGAGAAAGCCCCUCUAUGUGGCAUUCAGCUUCAUGUACAUCCUAGUGGGGCUGACAGUCAUCGGGGCCUUUCUCAACCUGGUGGUCCUUCGUUUCCUGACCAUGAACAGCGAGGACGAGCGGCGGGAUGCCGAGGAGAGGGCUUCCCUGGUGGGGAACCGCAGUAGCAUGAUCAUACACAUCCAAGAGGACACGCUGCAGAGGAGUCGACGGAGACGAGAACAGCAGCAGCAGUGCUACAGAUCCGAGGUCACCGAUCUACAGUCCGUUUGCUCCUGCAUGCACUACCAUUCGCACGAGUUCGGGAGCUCGGUCGGCCUUGGGUUGGGAAUGGGAGGAGGAAACAGUGGAGGCGCAUUUCCACACCAGAACUCAUUCGGCUCCCAGUUGAGCCCUCAUCAGUACCAUCACUACCACUCGACGGUGUCUUACCGCAUAGAGGAGAUCUCGCCGAGCACACUGAAAAACAGCAUCCUUCCCUCCCCCAUCAGCUCCGUCUCGCCCGGGCUGCACAGCUUCACGGAAAACCUCCGGCUGAUGAGACGACGCAAGUCCAUCUGAGAACCGAUGGCACCAACUGAACACACAUAUCCAAUGCUGCUGCUCUACCAAACCUCAUUACGCCACUUUUCUCAUCAUUUUCUGGCUGACGUCGGACCAGCAGGACAUUGGAUUUCUCGGUGGAUAUAUUGAAACUUUGUUAAAAAGCAUGAAGCAUGGAUAUCUAUUUUUGCAGAAAACAUGGCCUGGGCCUUCUUCGCCCUUUUGAGCAGCACCCAAGUGGAUUUGGAUAUAAUACUACCAUACUGAUAUCUUGUCAGAUGAUGCACACUUGCAUUUUGAAUAAUACAGAAGGAGAUAGAUAUAUAUAUAUAUAAUUUUGUAAGGGACAUGUGAAAAUGUGUUUUAUCAAACAGUGAGCAACCUCUGGCUCUUUCUUGAGAUUCAAGUGCCACACCACAGAAGGAGAAAUAACGAUAAAACUGAUUUGAAAAGGACUACACAGUAUCAGGUAUUGUUUUCUAUAAGCAAUUCUAUUUAAGAAAAAUGAGACAUUGAUUCACAUCAUGCCAAAAUAUUGUUGCCAACCAUAGCAUGUGCAUUAGUUGCAGUUUGAUGUGCGUCAUCGUUUCCGUCAGCCUUUUUGUUUUCCGUUUCUGUUCGUUUAAUUUCAACAUAAGGUUUUCUGUAAAUUGUAUGUAGAGACUUUCCAAGUGCGUUAUAUUUUGAGGAGACAGACGAGCGACAGCAAAAGUCGGUUGUGAGAGGAAAAUAAUUGCAUGUGCUUUGUUUAAACUGGUAUGCGUAUACUGUAAUGAGGCGAAGCGAUAGCACUGGAUCCAAUAUUAAAAGCAAAUAAUCCUUUAAAAAGUAUUUUUUUGAAAUGAAAGUCAAACUAAACAUCCACUAAAACAGGGCCUCACAAAUGGGAACGUAACGGCAUUGCGGAUGAUUGUUAUUCAUCGUUAUUUUAUAUAAACAACAGCACGACUAUUAUUCCAUUGUGAACAAUCAGUGUAUAAUGUAUGCUAACCCUAGCAAUGAUUGCUUUAUUCUCGCCCAUAACCAUGGCAUUUAUUUGAAUGCGACUUAUUUAAAUGCAUCAAUAAAGACAGUUAUUUAUGUAUUUUACACUUUGAUGAUGUCUUAAGAGAAUGCCCUGCAAUUGAGAUGGUAUCUCAUAGGCCUAAAAAUUGCUUUGAUGUUGAUUGAAAAACAUAGUGCAGCUCUAUUAGGAACAGUCUGGAUGUACUCAACAGUUCUCAUUCUCUGCUUGCGGUAGGGAGUGUUUUUGUUCGCUAACCAAAUUACAUCUCUGAUAUUACCGCAAUCAUGUCACUUUUUGGUUUUAAACUAAACCUUUUCAACUCUUUUACUAGGUCUUACUGUAUCCUGGAUGUAGUAUCUGAGUAUCUGUGUUACAGUUAGGAUCAUCCAAUAAACCAGAGUUGGAGUCAAGACCAGACCCUACAAGAGAUAGACCAAGACUUGACGCUUUGAGGCCCAGAACCAGACCAAUACCUGUCCAAGUAAUGGACUAAAACAGAGAAAAUGCUGAAUUUAUUGCAGCAUUCACAUUGUGCAGUGGCUAAGUACCCAUUCAAAGCCAUAGACGUUUUUUUUUUAUGUUCUGUAAUCAUGAAGGCACCUUGUUGAAUGUGGCUAUCGUCUUUGUUAUGUAAGUUGACACAGAUGAAAUCUGGACCUAGAUGGAGCAAUGCAACAUGUAUGUGGUCUGGAUGGGUCUUCAAGACUCCAACUCUGACAAUAACUAACUAAUAAAAUAACAUUGCAAAUAACAGGGAUUUUUUUUUAAUGGAUGUAGAAGGCUGUAACUGUUUAUUUUGUUUAACCAGUUUUUAUUGAGAGUUGGUCUCUAAUUUCAGUUCUGUUGACCAAAUAAAUCAGAAGCGGUCAGAGUGGUGACGUUUUUAUCUAAAAUCCAAGAUUUUUAGGCAGACGACCAAUAAUAAAUUAGAUGAAAUGUGACAGAAAAAGCAUGAAUCAGUUAUUUAAAAAUUAGCCAAACGUUUCAGGUGGAAGGUGACUUAUGGACUGGACCCUUGCCGAUGUUUUCUUGAAAAAAAAAUCUUGAAUGAUUGUCUUGAUGUGGAUCACUGAGGUAUGCAAAGUCCAAAGUGCCCACUAAAGUAAUUCGGUUUCAGACAAGACUAAUUAAUGAGAGAAAUUCCCAAGGGACUUCAGCGCUCCCGUGCACUCUUUUAGUCAAUUUCCGUGUCUGCCAGCGGGAAGCGGUUUCAGGCUCAAACAGCUCACCCUUCUAAUCCCAAUCAACUUGACGUCUGACAUUCUGGAUUUCACAGCAUAUGUUGCAGCACUCAUGUAAAUUUAUGUAAAUCGCUACCAUUUUAUAAUAUUGUACAGUGCAUAUAUUGUAAGUAGUUAUAUCCUUGAUAAAUUACAAAGGCAUAUUUUAAACUCAGAUGCAUUCCCAUUUUUACAGCGUUCAGCAUACUGUAUGUGCCUUGAAGGGGUAUCUUUCAAAUGUGGAGUUUGUAUUUCAUUAAGGCACAUACUUAAAUUCAUAUUCAGAUAUAGGAUCAAACAAAUUAAAAUACUUCAUUGUUAAAGCAAAAGCUCCCCAUGUAUUCACAUGGAAAACCAAAGCAACUAAUCCUCACGAAUGCCGCCGCCACCCAAACAAUGCACAAGUAUGUAUUUUAGCAUAAACACUGUCUGAAAUAUGUUCAUUGUUUCACUAGCACAACAAAAAGCUUUAUUUUUCUCUUUUUAUUGGUUGUCACUUUAACCAAUGUAUGUACAUGAUAGUUCCUGGGGUCAGGACAGAAUAACAUGUAUUUUACAUCAAUAAACUGUCCUUGCAUUCUAUAUGUAAUAGCCUGAUGAUAAUUACUCAAACAGAUGAGCUUGUAUGUUUGGAUUAGAUGAAAUGUAAUAACUUUAUGAUUGGCAACACUGACAAAUAAAUCAUAUGUAUCAAAAUCAGUCCACUUUACUUAAUUUAUAAGAAACAUUUAUUAUUAUUAUUAUUAUUAUUAUUAUUAUGGGGCAACCUGAUUUAAAAGGAAUACACGACCCAAAACAAAUCGCCAAUUUGCUGAAAAUGUAUUCGUUUCUUUCUUCGCUGGAAUAGAUUUGGAGAAAUUUAGCAUUACAUCACUUGCUCACCAAUGGAUCCAUUGCAGUGAAUGGGUGCCAUCAGAAUGAGAGUCCAAACAGCUGAUAAAAACAUCACAAUAAUCCACACCAAUUCAGUCCAUUAAUUAACAUAUUUGAAGAGAAAAGCUGAGGGUUUGUAAGAAACAAUUCCAUCAUUUAAGAUGUUUUAACCAUCACUUCUGGACAAGAUUCAGGUCCACAAUCCACGAUGAUGCUUCCUCCAGUGAAAAAGUCCAUCCCCUAUUGUUCUCUCGCAUCAAAAUCCACCAACAUUUUUAUUUAGAACUGUUUUGGACCGCUUUCUCUCAUACAUGUUGCUUGAUCUGUGCAUAUUUCACUCCUGAUUCAAGUGAAAGGAUGUUUUCACUGGAGAAAGCAAAAAUAAAAUAGAGAAUUUGUGUUUUAGCUGGAAGCUACAGUGGUCUUAAUAAUGAAUUUAUUACAAACAUGCAACUUUUCACUUCACAACAUGUUAACUGAUGGACUGGGCGGUGUGGAUUACUUCUGGAUUAUUGUGAUGUUUUUAUCAGCGGUUUGGACUCUCAUUCUGAUGGCACCCAUUCACUGCAGAGGAUCCAUUGGUGAGCAAAAAUGUAAUGAUGAAUUUCUCCAAAUCUUUUUUGAUUAAAGAACAAACUCUGUAUAUCGAUGGCCUAAAAGUGAGUACAUUCUCAGCAAAUUUCCAUUUUUUGGUGAGCUAUUCCUUUAAUAUAAAUAUGAUAUAGUCACUUGAGACAUUCAUAGUGUGACAACUAGCCUCAGGCUCCCCAAAUACUUGCUAUUUCAGUUUUGCAUUUGUAGUUUUAUGUCAUCUAUCAGCAGAAAAACAGCUGGUUUGACCAUCUCUUUUUCAUUUGUUUACUCUAAGCUUCUACAUUUUUUAGAGGAAUAUUGCACUAUUAAAUCUGUCUGUCCACCCACAGCAGUGUGAUUCACGCUGCAGUAUAAAUAUGAUUAUUCACAAUAAUCACCACAUGUUGCUCUGUAUUCAUUUCUACAAUAAUCUGUUUCUGAAAUAGAAUGCAUUAUCAAGGUAUCUUUUAAGAUCCCACUGCAUCAAAUAAUCUGUGUGACCCUGUCCGACUAAAGAAGGGGAUCUGUCAUGAUACGGAUUCAAACUCCAGACUGUCAGAACAACAUACUGUUUAUUGUUUUAGCCUUUAUUGGGAAAACUUGCAAUGAGCAUUUAAAUUUGUUUGUUUGUCUUAUUUGUUGUGUGUGCAUGACAUAAUGGGGCCGGCUGACCUCUUCACAUGACUGGGGUGAAUUAAAAAUUUGAAUUAAAAAAUGUUAACUUCCCUCUUACGCUUACAGAGUGCUCUCUGAUUGGCUGAGUUUCUGUAUCAUAUGACAAUCUGCAUAAACAUGCAUUGGUUUUAUUGGUUAUGGAAAAGUAUAUAUACAUGCACA
Cyprinus carpio (common carp) is the source of this 6882-nucleotide messenger RNA. RefSeq names its product potassium channel subfamily K member 9-like. Gene Ontology annotation, molecular function: potassium ion leak channel activity. NCBI's taxonomy places the organism in Eukaryota, Metazoa, Chordata, Actinopteri, Cypriniformes, Cyprinidae. Gene Ontology annotation, biological process: stabilization of membrane potential; potassium ion transmembrane transport. The record is from RefSeq and is a predicted model, not a curated record. Gene Ontology annotation, cellular component: membrane.